GCUCUGUUGCAGGAUAUUCACAAUGACAGCGCCAUGGAGUUUCUUCUACUCUUUCUGUCUCCUGCCUCUCCUCCUGGCUCUGAAGAUCCACACUGCACAUUCGGCUCCUGAUUUCUCUCUGUACCUUCACACUAUUCUGAAAAACCACACUGCUCAUGCUUGUGAAGGAGAAAUGCUCAUCAUCGAGUGUCCCUCCAGGACGUCUGUGGCCGUCCUAUCAGCGUUCUAUGGACGCCGUGUUCCCAGUCAGCAUUUAUGUCCCUCUCCAAGCACAAACACAACUGUGGAGGAGAACACAGAGUGCACUUCCUCAGUUGCUAUUGAGAAAGUGCUGUCAGAGUGUCAGGAUCGGCAGUCAUGCCACAUCCCCGUCUUGAGUCCAGUGUUUGGGCAGGAUCCCUGUCCCCUGACCACCAAGUACCUCCUAGUCUCCUACAAGUGCAGACCAGAGCACCAUCGCACUCGACUGGUCUGCGAAAAUGAGCGUUUGAGGCUGAUGUGUAAAAACGAGACUGUCCUCGCAAUCUACUCGGCCUCAUUUGGACACCUGCUGCACGGCAGUCCUCACUGUCCUCAGGAACCUGGAUCAAAGAUCGAAAUGGAGUGUUUGUCCCCUGUGGCCCUGAGAAAGGUGUCACGGAGAUGUCACGGCAGAGCGAACUGUUCACUAAUAGCUGAUACUCAAAUCUUUGGGGACCCUUGCUUCCCCGGCACCAGGAAACACCUGCGAGUGUCCUUCACUUGCGUCCCCAGAUAUCUCCUGGAAGAUGUAGGUCGAGGCUCAACAGAUCCUUUCAUGAUCUCAGAUUACACACACGGUCUCCCAGAGCGAGUUGCUCUGUACUUUGUCUCUGGUAUCUGUGCUGGUCUGGUGUUUCUGCUCUGCCUGUUUGGUGUUCGCUCCACACUUGUGAGAGAUGUUAAAGAUCUGGUUUCUGACCUGAACGAUGAGCUGAAAGCAUCUCGCAGACAACGCAAGGAGCUCAUGGAGGACCUCUGCGACGAUGAUGUCUCAGACACAUCAUCCUUCCGCCGCCUCACACAAUCCUACCGCACAAAUGACAUCUUCAGUCCAUCCACUAUAACAGUAGAGAUGGUCCAGUGGGAGGAGGAACAGACUAGGGAUCUGCCCAAUGGAGAUAUUUGGCCACACAGAGACUCCAGUCCUUAUGCUAUUCACAAGAUAAAAACCUACAAUAAUUGAAAGCCUCCUGCAUUACAAUGUUAAUUGCUAACUGAAAUCAUACUGAGGUAGUUCUUUUACUGUAAAGGGGUCUUUUAUUCUUGUACUCUUCUAUAGGAGCUUUGUAUGCUUCAUGGUUCAAAAUGAUUCUUAUUUAUCUUAAUCUGGGCCCUCAGUUCAUCCACCGUCUGAAACAAGCAACAUGAGCUCCUCUUCCUCUAACUUUCUUCUGAUUGGCUGUCCCUCUCAAACAGAAGGCUUAAGCAUCAGUUGGGUGGUGCUUUAGUGCCUGAAAUGACCAUAUUAGGGAAGUCCAAUCCAAUCCAAUCCAACUUUAUUUAUAGAGCGCUUUAAAAGACAACAAAGUUGAACAAAGCACUUUCCAGAUAAAAGACAGCAAUACAAUACAGCACAAAAAAAACCACAUAA
Archocentrus centrarchus (flier cichlid) is the source of this 1612-nucleotide messenger RNA. RefSeq names its product protein eva-1 homolog C. The record is from RefSeq and is a predicted model, not a curated record. Lineage: Eukaryota; Metazoa; Chordata; Actinopteri; Cichliformes; Cichlidae. Bases 23 to 1204 code for a protein of 393 amino acids. The transcript is spliced from 7 exons. Gene Ontology annotation, molecular function: carbohydrate binding.